ACAUCUCUCUGAAAGGCACUUCCCUCCCCCAGCCAGCUCUGGAGAGCUGCGUACAGCACAUCACCCACUAUUUCCCAUCCAGGCAUUGCAGGGCUGGCAUUUUUCACAGGCAAGUGGGUGUCCUGCCUGCAGUCUUCCAGCUUUACUUUACCCCAGGAAUUACAAUGAAUUUUGCAGCACAGUUUCUCUACUCCAGGGUGUUAAAAAACAGAAGUCCCAGGGACCGCUCCAGGGAAGAUGAAGACUACGAUCCUUUCUGGCAAAGGGAUGAAAGUAAAAUAAAGAAACAAGAUACCCCAGCACUUUGUGAUCUUCACUGCUGUAAAGAUGGGCUGAUGAGAAAUGGCCUUAUUGGGCAGAAGCAACCCUCUAUCAACCCUGAGAGGCUGAAAGAUUUUGGUGAGGAGGAUUACCUGAAUGGAGAUGUGAAGACCUGGGAAAUGAAGAUAGUGAGCCGUAAUGAGGAGUUACUUAGGGAUGCCCUUUCCCGCAUCCCCCAGUCAAGCAGUAGGACCAGCCUGUCAAGCUGUAACAAGCUGAUUCGCUUUGAAGAUAUUAGUGCAGCAGCUUUCAAAAUCCAGUGUGGUGUUCAGAAAACCCCAUGCAUGUAUUCUAGGCUAUCCAAGCAGUAUGGAAUGGACAUCUACCUAAAGAAAGAGUUCCUCCAGUACACAGGAUCUGUAAAGGAACGAGGGGUACUUUACCUUCUGACAUCACUGCCACAGGAUCAGCAAAGAAAGGGGGUGAUCGUGGCUUCGGACAGUAACUUUUCCAUGGCUGUUGCUUACCAUGCUGCGGAGCUCCGCAUUCCGGUGUUUGUCAUCAUGUCAACCAGCACACCCCCUGCCAGAGUGAAAAUGUGCCGUGAGUAUGGUGCCAUGGUUAUAUCCUAUGGCACCACAGCUAAGGAUUCCCAGACCCAUGCAAGAAGGUUGGCACAGGAGAAUGGUUACCUCUACCUCGAAGAGGAGGACAGUGCUGUGUACCUGUCAGGCCUGGGGACUGUGGGGCUGGAGGUGUACGAACAGGUGCCAAAGCUGGAUGCAGUGAUUUUCCCUGCAGGAGGCCACUGUGGCUUGCUGGCAGGGUCAGCUGCUGUGCUCAAACAUCUCAACCCACAUAUUUCUGUAAUUGGGGUUGAAUCUGAAAGUUUCCCUGUAUUGCAACAGUCCUUAAAGGCUGGCCACCCAACUGAAGACCAGGCUUGCAGCAAUCAUCAUUUUUAUGGAGAUGUGAGUGGGCUUUGCUUUGGCAGCAAUUCUUUGCAGCUGACUGGGAAACUUGUGGAUAAAGUUGUUGCUGUGAGGGAGGAGGACAUCCUCAUUUCAAUACUGAGAUUGCUGGAGUAUGAGCGAGCCACGGUUGAUGCAGAAGGGGCCAUCGGACUUGCAGCGUUGGUUGCAGGGAAGGUGCCUGAGCUGAAGGGUAAAAGAGUGGCAAUUGUUAUAUGCAGUGGAAACUUGGAGUUACAUUUGCUGCAACAGUGCAUAGCUCGUGCCCUGACCCUUGAUAACAGAGUGUGCAGAUUUUCCCUUGUGCUUUCUGACUGCCCAGGAGACAUCUCAAAGCUACUGGAGAUUUUGGCUCGGGAAGAAACGAGAGUUUUGGAUAUCAAACAAGAACGCACGUUUGUGACAUCUGAGCUCUUCACUGUCGAGGUCACCUGCACCGUGGAGACCAGAGACAAGAUCCACACAGCCCAGCUGAGGAAUGCACUUCUGGAACGCUACCCCACAGCCACCUGGAUAGAGCGGUGAUGGGCAGAGCACGAAAAAAAGGGGCCGUGGUCCUCUGACAGAUAUUAUACAGAGCCCUAAUCUUGAAGC
This is a messenger RNA of Dryobates pubescens (Downy woodpecker), 1826 nucleotides long. Its product is annotated as L-threonine ammonia-lyase. The coding region runs from base 165 to 1757 and encodes 530 amino acids. Gene Ontology annotation, molecular function: threonine deaminase activity; L-serine ammonia-lyase activity. The record is from RefSeq and is a predicted model, not a curated record. Gene Ontology annotation, biological process: L-serine catabolic process; L-threonine catabolic process. NCBI's taxonomy places the organism in Eukaryota, Metazoa, Chordata, Aves, Piciformes, Picidae. The transcript is spliced from 11 exons.